Molecule: messenger RNA, 974 nt
Organism: Anarrhichthys ocellatus (wolf-eel)
Lineage: Eukaryota; Metazoa; Chordata; Actinopteri; Perciformes; Anarhichadidae
Product: claudin-1-like
Exons: 6
Coding region: 137-811 (224 amino acids)
Cellular component (GO): bicellular tight junction; membrane
Molecular function (GO): structural molecule activity
Source: RefSeq, a predicted model, not a curated record
UCAGACCAGGUUCACACUGAGACCACAUCACUGAAACUAAACCGGACAAACUGCUGCAGAGAGGAACCAGAACCAGAACAGAGACCCGGAAAAAAAGCUUCACUUCCUCAGACGCUGUUAUCCAGCUGUGAGCAGCAUGGCGGCGGGGUUGCAGGUCGUGGGUCUGCUCCUGGGCGUGGUCUCCUGGUGUCUGCAGUCCAGCUGCACCUCCUCUCAGGUGUGGAAGGUGAGGAGUCAGCAGGAGUCGGUGAGCAGCAGUCAGUGGCAGUUUGAGGGUCUGUGGAUGAGCUGUGUCGCCACGUCGCUGGGGUCGAUCCAGUGCAGCCGGUUCAAGACGGUGCUGGGACUACCGGCUCACCUGCAGGCCUGCAGGGCUCUGAUGAUCCUGUCCCUGCUGGUCGGUCUGGCCUCCAUCAUAGUCUCCGUUCUGGGACUCAAGUGCACCAAGAUCGGCAGAACUUCGGAGAAGGUCAAGGACCAGAUCGCCCUGAGCGGAGGAGUCCUCUUCAUCCUGUCUGGUGUCUUCACUCUGACUGCAGCGUCCUGGUACGCUGCCCGAGUCAUCCAGGAGUUCUACGACCCGUUUUACGGAGGAGUUAGGUUCGAGCUGGGUACUGGUCUGUAUCUGGGCUGGUCGGCCUCCUGUCUGGCCAUACUGGGAGGGUCUCUGCUGUGCUGCUCCUGCAGGAAGACUUCCUCCGCCGCCUCAGCACGGCAGUUUUCAUACAACUUCUCAUCUACGAGUCAAGGACAGAAGAUCUACAGAGCAGCUCUGGCCUCAGACAACAGCAGCUCCAAAGCUUACGUCUAAAGCGCCCGACAACCUGAAUCCAGAUCAGCUUGUUGGAUUUUAUUUUUAAUGCAAAUUUAAAUGUUUUUUAACGAAAGGAGUUUUAUUGUGAAGGGAACCAUUUUCCAAACUGUCCUGGUUGAUUUAUUUUGGAAGUGCUGUAAAUAAAUGUUUCCUGAAUCUG